AUGGCUUCAGAAAGCAGACCCUACCAUCCGCAGGAUGCCAUAUCCACCACCCUCCGGGCCACCAUGGUCACCACGGGCGCCGGAGCCCUCGUUGCCGGUGUCCAGAACACCCUGGCCAAGCAGAACAUCGGUGCAAUGGGUGUUCUCACAAGGAGCGGAGGCACAAUUGCAGUGUACGCUGCUAUGGGUGCCUCCUACGCCUUUGCCAAGACCGCCUCGGCCAACCUCCGCGAGAAGAACGAUAGCCUAAAUUCGGCAAUUGGAGGCUUCUUUGCCGGUUCAAUGAUGGGUCUGAAAAUCCGGUCGACCCCUGCGAUAAUCGGAUAUGGCGCCUGUCUCGCGGUGAUAUUGGGCACAUUUGACUACGCCGGAGGGUCGUUGACCGGCUACACUGAGGGCCCUGAAGUCGACCAAGUGGCAAAGAAGGAGUUUUUGAGGAAGAACCGGAGGAUACCAGUGGAGCAAACCAUUGCCGAGCUGGGCGAGGGUCGAGGAAUAUAUGGGGCAGGAUAUGAAGAGCGAAGGCGUGAGCGGCUAAGGGAGAAAUACGGUGUUGAUUUCACCGGUGUCCCAUCCUCUCACUAAACUAGCGAACCCGUGCUCUUUCUGCGUAUUCUCGACGGCUUGCAACAAUUACAUUGCAGAUGGUAGAGCUUCCCCGGGCACAUGUACAUAUAUUUACAAAAAUUGUACCAAACAUGUUUUCGAUCUUGAGGUGAAAUCUCAGAAGCUGGACCUCGAAGUGAUAGACUUAUGGCACGUGCUCUGCAUAACUACUUCAAUAUGAACCAU
Mytilinidion resinicola is the source of this 792-nucleotide messenger RNA. RefSeq lists its product as uncharacterized. NCBI's taxonomy places the organism in Eukaryota, Fungi, Ascomycota, Dothideomycetes, Mytilinidiales, Mytilinidiaceae. The record is from RefSeq and is a predicted model, not a curated record. The transcript is spliced from 4 exons. The coding region runs from base 1 to 585 and encodes 194 amino acids. Gene Ontology annotation, biological process: mitochondrial respiratory chain complex I assembly.